CGUUAGCUAAGUCAUAAAUGUAGCAUGCAUAUUUCCUUCUUUUUAUUUACACUUGUCUCAUUUUACUCAUCACAGCCUACCUUCAUAUUUCUUCUUCGAAUAGCUCUCUCUUAGGUUACCAUAUUCCUUGUCUUGAAAACUCCUUCCUCCACAGUCCUCUGCUUUCUUUCUUUGAAAGAUGAAGAAUGGUAAGAUGAGGGGUUUCAUGUGCCAGUCCACAGCAAUAAAUGCUACAUGCAUGGCAGCUGAUCCCCGCUCGGCUGUGAUGCCAAGGAGGCCAGACAGAAUCCUUAUAGAGGAUACGAGAUUAAUCAACAAUGCCAGGUAUUCUAGGCUUGUUGAGUCUCGACGAUUUGUUGGAUCUGAUAAGAGACCAAUUUUCACUCCCUUUGUCAAAAGGGAACAAAAUCAAGAACAGAAGCCAAAACCCCUCCAGAAACAAGUUCAACUAGCUUCAUCAGAGCAUGUUUUCCAGGUGGUUGUCAUGCGGGUCUCUCUUCAUUGCCAAGGUUGUGCUGGGAAAGUGAAGAAACAUUUAUCCAAAAUGGAAGGAGUUACAUCAUUCAGUAUAGACCUUGAGAGCAAGAGGGUGACUGUGAUGGGGCACGUAUCACCAGUGGGAGUCCUGGAGAGCAUUUCGAAGGUGAAAAAGGCAGAGUUCUGGCCUUGUUGAAUAGGGUGCCUUUUACUUGAAAUGGAGAAAGAAGUGGCACUGUGCCAAAGUCGCGAAGAGAAAACUCAGACGUUGGCUUUUAUCUUAGAAUUGGGUAAAUCUUUAAUUCAAGUGGUCCUCAAUCCUCACCCAAAAUAAAAGAGGGAUAGAUCGAGUAGGCAUGGGUUUCGGAGUAUGUGAAGUGGAGUCGUGUUGAUAGGGAUGUUCCAUGGUUUGACAAUGAAUUUUAUUACGUCUUUCUCUUUUUCCCUGAAGCCUAUCUACCAUGCACUACACAUGGUAUUGCUUUAAUUGGGAAAUACCUCAUGUUUGUUUAAAGAAUUUGAGAAAAAAGAAUCUUGACUUCUCCAGGAUA
This is a messenger RNA of Theobroma cacao (cacao), 1028 nucleotides long. RefSeq lists its product as uncharacterized. NCBI's taxonomy places the organism in Eukaryota, Viridiplantae, Streptophyta, Magnoliopsida, Malvales, Malvaceae. The record is from RefSeq and is a predicted model, not a curated record. Gene Ontology annotation, molecular function: metal ion binding.